AUGCUGUUUCCCUCAGGUUCUAUCCCCGCCGGUCCCGCCAUAGAACCUCAAAAGGCACUCCUCCUCAUCGACUUCCAGGAGGAAUUUGUGGAUCAAGACAACGGAAAGCUUCCAGUUCCCAACGUUGGCGACUUUGUUGGCAAACUGCCUAGCCUCAUCGCGAAAUUUCGGUCGAAGGGAUCAGUUGUCUUUGUUCGUACUGAGUUUCGGGAACCGCGCUCAGCCCUUUACCCUGAAUUGGCUUGUCACAACAUCCUCUUGCAGGACACCCUGAUCCGUGGCAUUCGCUCGGAGGAUGGGGAAGUCAGGAGACAUCAACGUGGUCGGUCAUCCGGCACUUUAAAACCAACCGACCCAGAAGCCUUCCUCCAAGCAGGACCCGAAGACCGGCGUGCGUGCCGUGCAAACACACCUGGCGUCGAGUUCUGUGAGGUAAUCGCUCCUGCUUUCGACCCCGAGCGCGAUCUGAGCGUUGUGAAGUCACACUAUUCAGCCUUCACAGAAACUUCUCUCCUCUUGCAAUUACGCACCCGCAUGAUCCAACACGUUUACGUUGCGGGAAGCCUGUCCAACAUUUCAGUCUACGCAACAGUGCUCGAUGCCGUGCGCCAUGGUAUUGAGGUCACAUUAAUUGAGGACUGUCUUGGAUACCGAAAUGCUCUCUGCCAUGAAGAGGCGGUCCGGCAGAUGGCUGAUGUGAUGGGUGCGGUAGGAACAGACCACCAAGAGCUGAUGGACGACCUUGCUGGCUUGCUAGGAGAUGUGAUCCACGAAGAAGACUUUUCGACCCGUUUCCACGUCAGUAUCGGCCCGCCUGCAGUCAAACGAAACUCUCCAGCGCCGCCGCGAGAGCCGGUCUCUCCAGAGCAGAGAAAGCAAAGAGUCGAAGACUGGAUCUCAGACAAUGGCCCUGGUGACGGUGUGACUGUGGAGAAGCCCCUGGAAGCCUAUGGAGGCUCUUCGAAGCUUGAGGUCGAUCCUCUGGUGGAAAGUGACUCACGGUCACAUCCGCGAUCACCUGUGAUAAAUUCAAGGCUGGGUACACCAGAAUUUUCGCCACCACGAAAGAGGUCAACUCAGGAACUCGACGACAUUGACGACGAAACACGGCAAUCAAAGUAUGUCCACAAACCGUCACUCCGCCGCACACCAUCAGACACUCGCUCGGAUUCCCGCUACAAAGUUAAUCGCACGCGUAUCCGCGGGUCGCGACCUUCACGUGAAUCGUCUAACCGACCUGUCACACCAUCGUCGCUCAAAGCGCUUGGUAUACCCGGAACACCUGGCGAGCCCCGGGGGUCGCCACCUCUCAGUUCGGACGCUGACACAGGGAGCCGAAGUCUUACGUCGCCUUCCGCGCCCAAAACGAUGGAUGACGCAAUACCUUCUACUCUUGAUAAAACGGCGCCUCAUAAAGCUCUUCGGAGUGAGGCGCCCAAAUUGAGCGGAAACCCCCCCGCACGCAAGAGGAAAGCCAAGAAUUCGAUGUCGCUGGUCGGCCCAGCCGAGAUCAUUGGUGAGGGUGAUUGCCUCCUCAGCGCACCUGUCAUCUCUCAUGUUGCAGCUGAUGCAGCCUUCUAUACCCUGAAGCGUACAGUGCAAUGGCAAAAGAUGUACCACCGAACCGGUGAGGUCCCACGACUCGUCGCCGUGCAGGGGGAAAAUCAGGACGAUGGCGAAAGUGAGCCGAUUUACCGCCAUCCAGCCGACGAAUCACCAGAAAUGCUUCCCUUUGAUGAUACGGUAAAUAUGCUUCGUUUUGCCUGCGAGAAGCGCGUAGGUCAUCCGCUGAACCAUGCUCUUAUUCAGUACUACCGCAAUGGCGAGGAUAACAUUUCGGAACACAGCGACAAGACGUUGGACAUAGUUCGCGGCUCUAGCAUUGUCAACGUUAGCCUAGGUGCUCAACGAAUCUUGACCAUCCGGACCAAGAAAGACACUGCGUUGCGUGCCGAUACCGAUGGCGAAGAACAACCGCGCAUAACUCAACGCAUUCCGCUCAUGCAUAACUCAAUAUUCAUAUUGGGUCAAUCCACAAACCAGUAUUGGCUGCAUAGUGUGCGUGCCGACAAGAGACCGGAAUCCCAGAAAGCACUGGAAGAGCUAGCCUACGGUGGCGAGAGAAUCAGCCUGACAUUCCGGCAGAUAGGGACAUUUGUCAACAAGAGAGCCAAAACAAUUUGGGGCCAGGGCGCCACGAGCAAGUCACAGGCACAAGCCAACCCGUUGCUGGUAGGAGAAGCUGCUGAAAGAGAAGGGGAAAACAUGAUUCGUGCCUUCGGGCAAGAGAACCAUCAGAGCACCGGCUGGGACUGGGACAAGUGGUAUCGGCAAGGCUUCGAUGUCAUCAAUUUCGAGACCAAAGCCACUUGA
Cyphellophora europaea CBS 101466 is the source of this 2373-nucleotide messenger RNA. RefSeq lists its product as uncharacterized. Bases 1 to 2373 code for a protein of 790 amino acids. Gene Ontology annotation, molecular function: dioxygenase activity. Gene Ontology annotation, biological process: DNA repair; DNA alkylation repair. The record is from RefSeq and is a predicted model, not a curated record. The transcript has a single exon. Gene Ontology annotation, cellular component: nucleus. Lineage: Eukaryota; Fungi; Ascomycota; Eurotiomycetes; Chaetothyriales; Cyphellophoraceae.